UGUCACUCCAAGAAGUUACUGCCGACCUUCGGCUUCGUCCAUGUCGAUUGUCUUUCCAACACUCUAUCGGUACUUUCUUGCCACAUUGACACCGCGCUGUCUCUUCAGUGCUAGAGUUGUACUUUUCACACGUCCCUUCAAGGACGAAGCCAUACAAGCACUGGACUGCUGCUCGUGUGGAUUAAAAAAGAGAGAUCACCCUCUAAACGCAUCACAAUCGGGAAACCGCAACGAGGCACACGACGAUCACGAACGAGACGACUGACCACACCUCCUCUCCCCAUCCUUACCCCGAUCUGCGAACCGAUCCCACCUCUUGACAGAUGAUGCUUCACUAUUAUAUAAAACAAUAAUACUGUACCCAAAUUCUUAGGAGAGGCGUUACCGGCCCCGAAAAAGAAUAUGGCACGAGACACAGAAAGGCAGGCCCCAAGGCCCGCUGGUCCGCCAUCCUGGUCCUCGAUACCGAACAAGUUCCAAAUCUUUCUGCUGUUCUCCGUCCGAUUCGUCGACUUCUUUCAACAGGCGGCCCUGCAAGCGUACAUGUUUUACCAACUCAAGUCCUUCACGCCCGAUGCACCAGACAGCGAAAUCUCCUUCGAGGCCGGCGUGCUGCAGGGUGUCUUUACCGCCGCCCAGGUCUUCACUGGCAUAUUAUGGGGAAGAGUGGCGGACUCUCCGGCCUUUGGUCGCAAAACCGUGCUUCUGUUCGGGCUGGUUGGACAAGGAAUCAGCUGCAUCGGCGUGGCCUUCUCCAGAAGUUUCGGCGCGGCGGCCGUCUGGCGGUGCUUGGGCGGUGCAGUCAACGCGACCGUGGGCGGCGCAAGAACAUCUCUCGCCGAGAGUACAGAGAAGAAGUACCACUCGAGGACAUUCUUGAUCCUGCCUUUGGCGUGGAAUGUGGCAAACAUAUUUGGCCCGCUGUUCGGCGGCCUCAUGUCGGACCCUGUGUACAAUUAUCCAGGUCUUUUUGGGCAGGAUUCGACGUUUGGUGGCGCCGACGGGGUUUCGUGGCUCAACAAGUUCCCCUAUGCGGCGCCAAACCUGUGCUGCGCAUUCGUGCUGUUCGCAGAUGCCGUGCUGAUCUAUCUCGGCCUGCGCGAGACUCUUGCAGCGAAGCGCUUCUCCCGUGACCGCGGCAUCGAACUGGCGGAGAACCUGCGUUAUCGCUUGAACAGGAUCAUCUUUCAGCGCUUCGGAUAUAGUCAGAUCGGCCAACAGGUCCAAGGCCCGGACACACUGGACGACGAGAACAUGCCGUCGAGUACGCCGCUCACGCCCCUCCCGCCCAAGGAAGUCGACAACAGCAAUCCGUCUAGUUCGAAAGAACCGCCUCGGCCGUCGGAGGCGUACAGACCAGCACCGCCCUUCUACCACGCCCUCACCCCGAACGUGCUCAUGGUUCUUUCCACCGUCGCCAUCAUGGAUUUCCAAAUGGGUGGCUUUGCUCAACUGUGGACGGUUUUUCUGUCCUCGGCUCGACGAACAGACGAGGAACUUGCGACUAUUCGACUGCCGUUCUAUUUCACCGGUGGUCUGCAAUUCUCACUCCCGACGAUCGGUCUGGCCAUGUCCAUUCUCGGCUUUGUGGGAAUAAUUCUCCAACUCACCCUGUAUCCCACGAUCAACGCGAGGUUUGGUCUUCUUCGGUCGUUCCGAUGGUCGCUCCUGGUGUUUCCGAUGGCCUAUGCCCUCGCGCCGUACCUUUCCCUGCUGAUAAACCACACCCUCUUGCUCUGGAUCGCCAUCGUGGUCGUGGUGGUGCUGCAGGUCGCGGCUCGCACUUUUGCCAUUCCAGGUUCAGUGUUGCUCAUCAACAACUCAAGUCCCGGGCCACAGCUCCUAGGCACGAUUCAUGGCAUGGGCGCCGCGACCUCGAGUGCGUUUAGGACGAUCGGUCCCAUCGCCGCGGGCCAUUGGUACGGUCGCGGGUUGGAAAAGGGUGUCGUUGGUUGGGCGUGGUGGUGGUUGGCAUUUGUUAGUUUGUUGGGAGUGAUACCAAGUUUAUGGGCCAGAGAUGGGACAUGAUCUGUAAUUUUUUUUUCCGCCGCAAUCUCUUGCUUCGUCUCACUUACCUUAGGUAUGUGUGACAUGUUAGAUGGGCAGAUGUAGGUACUAAUGAAUCUAUACUAUAAAACAUGA
Messenger RNA from Exophiala oligosperma, 2142 nucleotides. RefSeq lists its product as uncharacterized. Gene Ontology annotation, molecular function: transmembrane transporter activity. Lineage: Eukaryota; Fungi; Ascomycota; Eurotiomycetes; Chaetothyriales; Herpotrichiellaceae. The transcript has a single exon. The coding region runs from base 403 to 2028 and encodes 541 amino acids. Gene Ontology annotation, biological process: transmembrane transport. The record is from RefSeq and is a predicted model, not a curated record.